AUGAACACUUUUCCAGUGAACAGGCAAAUGCGCCGCGGAGGGGGCCCCAUUCACCAUGGAGCCCCUAUACCAACUUCAUUAGGUAUCGCAUUCCCAGCCUGUGUUACUGAAGCCCUCAUUCAGGUUUCUAAGCACGUCCGAUUGUCGAGUCAUGGUCGAAGCCGUCCUGUUCUGACAAAGAAUAAUGAUCUACAACUGCUUAUCGACAAUGAAAUAUUCUGUCUCACUGCGGACAGGAAGGGUUCGCGGCUCUCACAACUUCAAGAGUUCACACUCAUCAAUCAUCUGGCUCACUUUUUCGCGGAGCGAGAUGAGAUGAAUAAAUAUGCCUACUUCGAAGUGCUCUUCCUGGGAAGAGAAGGAGAGUCCCAUGUUCACGAACACAGACUUCGUGUUCUGUACCGAUUAGCGUCGUAUGCUUUACAGUUUCCUGUCCUUCAACUCUAUGCUCAGAUUUCUCUCUGGCUGUCAAAAGUCGGUAACAGCAAGCCAUACGCUGAAGAACUAGUUGCGGUUCUUGCAGAACACUACCUCAAACCAAGUGACUCAAAAAUCUAUGAAUUUCUUCUGCCUUUGGAGACGUCCUGCCCAGAGUUCACCGUAUUUUUUGUUGUUUAUGCCACGCGAGUAUUACCGAUAAAUCGACCAAUGGCAGCUGUUUUCGCCAGCUACAUUAAUAGAAACCCAGGAUACUUCCUGAAAGGAUUCAGAGAUUCGCCUCAUCUCGCUGACAUUUUCCGAUCAGAGGUUUUUGAAAAAAUGCUUGCUUAUUUGCUUGACAUAGAAGUUGAGCCAUCAGAGGAUCGAGAUGCUAUGAACUUCCAUACUGCAGUAAUGGUAUUGCUGGACAGGUGGAAUUCCACUAUAAGGAAGCCUCUUGACAUCAGCAUGCUUUUUGAUCCGAAAGUGCGAUGGUCUCGUUUCCGAUGUGAUGCCCUCUGUAUUAUCGGUUCUAAAAGUUUGGCAGCUUGCAAAAUGGUUAUCAAUGUGCGUCGUUUCUUUCCGAAAACGUAUAACAGUUAUAGAUAA
This is a messenger RNA of Haemonchus placei, 1029 nucleotides long. The record is from the annotation of a GenBank genome assembly. NCBI's taxonomy places the organism in Eukaryota, Metazoa, Nematoda, Chromadorea, Rhabditida, Trichostrongylidae.